Messenger RNA from Lottia gigantea (owl limpet), 546 nucleotides. RefSeq lists its product as hypothetical. NCBI's taxonomy places the organism in Eukaryota, Metazoa, Mollusca, Gastropoda, Lottiidae. Bases 1 to 546 code for a protein of 181 amino acids. The transcript is spliced from 8 exons. The record is from RefSeq and is a predicted model, not a curated record.
AUGGUACUUGUUCCUAUAUCAAUCACCAAGCUGUUUGCAUAUGUCAUCAAGGUUAAACAGAAAGAUAAUGAUUUUAUAUUACUGUUUAUAUUUAAGGUUAAACAGAAAGUUAAUGAUUUUAUAUUAUUGUUUAUAUUUAAGGUUAUACGGGAAGAUAAUGAUUUUAUAUUAUUGUUUAUAUUUAAGGUUAAACAGAAAUAUAAUGAUUUUAUAUUAUUGUUUAUAUUUAAGGUUAAACAGAAAGAUAAUGAUUCUAUAUUAUUGUUUAUAUUUAAGGUUAUACGGGAAGAUAAUGAUUUUAUAUUAUUGUUUAUAUUUAAGGUUAUACAGAAAGAUAAUGAUUCUAUAUUAUUGUUUAUAUUUAAGGUUAUACGGGAAGAUAAUGAUUUUAUAUUAUUGUUUAUAUUUAAGGUAAUACAGGAAGAUAAUGAUUUUAUAUUAUUGUUUAUAUUUAAGGUUAUACAGAAAGAUAAUGAUUCUAUAUUAUUGUUUAUAUUUAAGGUUAUACAGAAAGAUAAUGAUUUUAUAUUAUUGUUUAUAAUUUAA